Messenger RNA from Camellia sinensis, 864 nucleotides. The record is from RefSeq and is a predicted model, not a curated record. NCBI's taxonomy places the organism in Eukaryota, Viridiplantae, Streptophyta, Magnoliopsida, Ericales, Theaceae.
AGUUGAUUUUUUGUAUGUCAUACUGGAUGUUUUUGGUUCCUUGUAAAUUUAAUAAAUUUUUGCAGUUUUCUUGCAGGGUACUGAGAUGACUGUCUCGGUAACAGGAGCUACAGGUUUUAUAGGUAGAAGACUGGUACAAAGGCUGCAUGCAGAUAAUCAUAGAGUUCGUGUUUUGACGCGAUCUAGAUCUAAAGCUCAAGUAAUUUUUCCGGUCAGGGACUUUCCAGGAAUUGUGAUUGCAGAGGAGCCAGAGUGGAAAGAUUGUAUUCAAGGUUCAAAUGCUGUUGUAAAUUUGGCUGGAAUGCCCAUAAGUACAAGAUGGUCUCCUGAGAUCAAGAAAGAGAUCAAGGAUAGCAGGAUAAGAGUAACCUCAAAGGUUGUAGAUUUGAUAAAUGGCUCACAAGAUGACGUUCGACCUACAGUUUUGGUUAGUGCAACGGCAUUGGGUUAUUAUGGCUCUAGUGAAACAAGAGUAUUUGAUGAGCAAAGUCCAUCAGGAAAUGAUUACUUGGCUGAGGUUUGUAGAGAAUGGGAAGCGUCAGCCCUCAGGGUCAACAAGAAUGUUAGGUUAGCACUUAUUCGCAUUGGUGUGGUCCUUGGUAAAGAUGGUGGUGCUCUAGCCAAAAUGAUCCCUCUGUUCAUGAUGUUUGCUGGUGGACCUUUGGGUUCUGGGAGACAAUGGUAUUACACUUAAUUUCUGUUGUCCCUAGGAUUUGUUACACAAUCUUGUAUGCUACACAAGUUACUUGGAAUUCAUUCUCAAAAAGCAGCACAUUUAUUUCCAAAAUGGUGACCAAAAACUUUACAAUGUCAUUUUUUCCUUUGUUUCUUUUGAUUCUCAACAAUCUGGUGAAGAUAUUUAGG